CCCGGUCCCCCUCCCCCCCCGCCCCGCUACCGCGUCUCCUGGGCUCCCAGCAACUGGCUCGAAGAGCUUCCCUCACCCUGAGGAACAGCCCGCCAGCGAGGAGACGCGAGCCGGGCGGGAGGCACAGAGGAGACACCGCAUUUUUCUAAAAGGCAAGAAAGAAAGGAAGGAAGGAAAAACAUAACCCGAGCGGCGCAGAGUGGACUCUGGUCCCGAGGAGCACGGUCGGGCGCCGGAACGUGGACCGAGAGACACCGGAAUGCAAACAAAGCUCGCGGGCGCCUGUGCAGGGCUCGCGGGGAAGCCCAGAAAGGUUGUUUUAUGAUGGCUUGAGUGCGCGAGUGUGUGCAGGAGAGCGAGGCUGCCAAGUUUCUCUCUCCGGUUUCGUUAUUUGUGGAGCUAUGGUUCUCUCAUGAACCAGCGGAGGCGUGGGGGCUCGUGCUGUGGUGGGCACCUGUCUCUCAUUUUUUUAUUUUUAUUUUUUCGGGGGAGGGGUGUAACUCAUCAUGUCGAAAGUGAUCCAGAAGAAGAACCACUGGACUAGCAGGGUUCACGAAUGCACUGUGAAGCGGGGACCCCAGGGCGAACUGGGGGUGACCGUGCUGGGGGGCGCGGAAAACGGGGAGUUUCCAUACGUCGGAGCCGUGGCGGUGGCCGAAUCCGCGGGGCUUCCCGGCGGCGGCGAGGGCCCGAGACUGGGCGAGGGGGAGCUGAUCCUGGAAGUGCAGGGGAUCCGGGUGUCCGGCUUGCCCCGUUAUGACGUGCUGGGAGUCAUCGACAGCUGCAAGGAGGCCGUCACCUUCAAAGCUGUCAGACAAGGAGGAAGGCUGAACAAGGACCUGCGACAGUUUCUCAAUCAGCGGUUCCAGAAGGGGUCUCCUGAUCAUGAGCUCCAGCAGACCAUAAGGGAUAACCUGUACCGCCAUGCUGUGCCUUGCACGACCCGGUCUCCACGAGAAGGAGAAGUGCCUGGCGUGGACUACAACUUUCUGACUGUGAAGGAGUUCUUGGACCUCGAGCAGAGUGGGACUCUUCUGGAAGUUGGCACCUAUGAAGGAAACUAUUAUGGGACACCCAAACCUCCUAGCCAGCCAGUCAGUGGGAAAGUGAUCACAACGGAUGCCUUGCAAAGCCUUCAGUCUGGCUCCAAGCAGUCGACCCCGAAGCGAACCAAGUCUUACAAUGAUAUGCAAAAUGCUGGCAUAGUCCAUGCGGAGAAUGAGGAGGAGGAUGAUGUUCCUGAAAUGAACAGCAGCUUUACAGCCGAUUCUGGUGACCAAGACGAGCACACGGUCCACGACACAGCUCUACCGCCUGUCAAUAGUAGCACCAUCGCUGCUCCCAUCACGGACCCUUCUCAGAAGUUCCCUCAAUACCUACCUCUUUCCACAGAGGAUAAUUUAGGUCCUCUACCUGAAAACUGGGAGAUGGCCUAUACCGAAAAUGGCGAAGUCUAUUUCAUAGACCAUAACACAAAAACAACAUCUUGGUUAGACCCUCGGUGCCUGAACAAGCAGCAGAAGCCCCUUGAAGAGUGUGAAGAUGAUGAAGGGGUACACACCGAGGAGCUGGACAGUGAACUAGAACUGCCUGCUGGUUGGGAAAAGAUUGAAGACCCUGUCUAUGGUAUCUACUAUGUAGACCACAUCAACAGGAAGACACAAUAUGAGAACCCAGUUCUAGAAGCCAAACGGAAGAAGCAGCUUGAACAGCAGCAGCAACAGCAGCAGCCCCAGCCCCAGCCGCAACAGCAACAGCAGCAGCCGCAGGAAGAAUGGACAGAAGAUCACUCAUCCCUCGUGCCUCCUAUAAUUCCAAACCACCCCGCAAGCAAUCCUGAGCCGGCCAGAGAAGCUCCACUUCAGGGCAAACCCUUUUUUACGCGAAAUCCUUCUGAAUUGAAAGGCAAAUUCAUUCACACAAAGCUUCGGAAAAGCAGUCGUGGCUUUGGCUUCACAGUGGUUGGAGGGGAUGAACCUGAUGAGUUUCUUCAAAUCAAGAGCUUGGUCCUAGAUGGUCCUGCUGCGUUGGACGGCAAGAUGGAAACAGGGGAUGUAAUUGUCAGCGUGAAUGACACCUGUGUUUUGGGACACACGCAUGCUCAAGUUGUGAAAAUCUUCCAGUCGAUUCCUAUUGGUGCCAGCGUGGACCUUGAACUCUGCCGAGGUUAUCCGUUACCUUUUGACCCAGAUGACCCCAAUACAAGUUUAGUGACCUCGGUGGCCAUUUUGGAUAAAGAACCAAUUAUUGUGAAUGGACAAGAGACCUAUGAUUCGCCAGCUAGCCACAGUAGUAAAACAGGCAAAGUCAGCAGCAUGAAGGAUGCCAGACCAAGCAGCCCUGCUGACGUGGCUUCAAAUGGUUCCCAUGGGUACCCCAAUGACACUGUCUCUUUGGCUUCCUCUAUAGCCACUCAGCCGGAACUCAUAACCGUUCAUAUAGUCAAAGGGCCAAUGGGCUUUGGUUUCACCAUCGCAGACAGUCCUGGCGGUGGCGGCCAAAGAGUGAAACAGAUUGUUGACAGUCCCAGGUGCCGAGGCCUGAAAGAAGGGGAUCUUAUAGUGGAAGUUAAUAAAAAGAACGUGCAGGCUCUAACUCACAAUCAAGUCGUUGAUAUGCUGAUCGAAUGUCCAAAGGGAAGUGAGGUCACACUGCUCGUGCAGCGAGGAGGGCUGCCAGUUCCCAAGAAGAGCCCAAAGUCGCAACCACUGGAAAGGAAGGACAGCCAGAAUAGUUCUCAGCACAGUGUCUCCAGUCACCGAAGCCUGCACACGGCGUCCCCAAGCCACAGCACACAGGUUCUCCCGGAGUAUUCACCUGCAGAGGCCCCAGCUCCUGAUCAGACCGACAGCUCUGGGCAGAAAAAACCAGAUCCUUUUAAAAUCUGGGCCCAGUCCAGGAGCAUGUAUGAAAACCGACCUAUGUCACCUUCGCCUGCAUCGGGAUUGAGCAAGGGUGAUAGAGAAAGAGAAAUCAAUUCCACGAAUUUUGGAGAAUGUCAGAUUCCAGAUUACCAGGAACAGGACAUCUUCCUCUGGAGAAAAGAGACUGGAUUUGGAUUUAGAAUUCUGGGUGGCAAUGAACCAGGAGAACCUAUUUACAUUGGUCACAUCGUACCACUGGGUGCUGCUGAUACAGACGGCCGCCUGAGGUCUGGAGAUGAAUUAAUCUGUGUGGAUGGAACACCAGUCAUUGGAAAAUCACACCAGCUUGUGGUCCAGCUCAUGCAACAGGCCGCCAAGCAAGGCCACGUCAAUCUCACAGUGCGGCGCAAAGUGGUAUUUGCAGUCCCCAAGACAGAGAACGAAAUGCCCUCCCCAGCCUCAUCCCACCACAGCAGCAACCAGCCCGCAUCGCUGACCGAGGAGAAGCGCACGCCGCAGGGCAGCCAGAACUCGCUGAACACAGUGAGCUCAGGCAGUGGCAGCACCAGCGGCAUCGGCAGCGGCGGCGGCGCGGGCAGCGGCGUGGUGAGCACCGUGGUGCAGCCCUACGACGUGGAGAUCCGGCGUGGGGAGAACGAGGGUUUCGGCUUCGUCAUCGUGUCCUCGGUGAGCAGGCCCGAAGCAGGCACGACCUUUGCAGGCAAUGCAUGUGUGGCUAUGCCUCACAAAAUAGGUCGGAUUAUUGAGGGGAGCCCUGCUGACCGCUGUGGCAAGCUGAAAGUAGGAGACCGGAUCUUGGCAGUGAAUGGAUGUUCCAUCACCAACAAAUCCCAUUCAGACAUUGUCAACCUAAUCAAGGAAGCGGGAAACACAGUUACCCUCCGCAUCAUUCCUGGGGAUGAGUCCUCAAAUGCCACCUUGUUGACCAAUGCAGAGAAGAUUGCCACCAUUACCACCACACACACCCCUUCUCAGCAAGGGGCCCAGGAGACAAGAAAUACCACCAAAGCAAAGCAGGAAUCUCAGUUUGAGUUCAAAGCACCCCAGGCAACACAGGAGCAAGAUUUUUACACUGUGGAACUGGAGAGAGGAGCCAAGGGAUUUGGCUUUAGCCUUCGAGGGGGCCGAGAGUAUAAUAUGGACCUCUAUGUUCUGCGCUUAGCAGAAGAUGGUCCUGCAGAAAGAUGUGGAAAAAUGAGGAUUGGAGAUGAAAUUUUAGAGAUCAAUGGCGAGACCACCAAAAACAUGAAGCAUUCUCGGGCUAUAGAACUGAUUAAAAAUGGUGGCCGCAGAGUUCGUCUGUUUCUGAAGCGAGGAGACGGCUCAGUACCAGAAUAUGACCCCAGCAGCGACAGGAACGGCCCCUCCACCGGUCCCCAAGGUGUUCCGGAAGUGAGGGCCGGGCCCUCCGACCGCAGACCGCAUCCGUCAUUGGAGUCCAGUUACCCACCCGAUCUUCACAAAUCAUCACAGCAUGGGGAAAGGCGGGCACACGCGAGAGAUCCCAAAGGCAGCAGAGAGUACAGCAGACCACCCAGCGAGCACCACACCUGGAAUGGGACUUCUAGAAAACCCGACAGCGGGGCAUGCCGACCCAGGGACCGGGCACCCGAGGGCCGCAGAGAAGCGCAGGCUGAGCGGAUGACAACCAACGGACCCAAGAGGAGACCCGCAGACAAGCUCAGGGAAGGCACCCGCAGCGCCGACACCACUUUGGAGCGGCGGGAGAAGCACGAGAAGAGAAGGGAGGCGUCUCCGGAGAAGAGGCGGGAAAGGUCCCCCACCCGCAGGAGGGACGUCUCGCCUGGCCGUCGGAGGAGGUCUCUGGAAAGACUCUUGGAUCAGCGGAGGUCUCCGGAGCGCAGGAGAGCCAGCUCGCCGGAAAGGAGAGCCAAGUCGACCGAUCGGAGGCGGGCGAGGUCCCCGGAGCGAAGGCGAGAGCGGUCACUGGACAAAAGGGGCAGGGAGGACAAAGGCAGCCACCGAGAGAGGGAAGAGGCCGAUCUGAGACAGGAUGCCGGCAGGAGUUCCAGACACCCCCCGGAACAGAGAAGGCGACCUUACAAAGAAUGUAGCACCGACCUCAGCAUCUGAGACUCGGACUCGCAUUCCAACCUUUACCGUGUCAAAGGUUCUAGGAGGAGGGUCACAAACCUGAGAUCAUUUCGGUUCUUACUAAUGAAGCAUCUGACACCUGAUGAUCCUACGAAUAGCGACAAACAUUUUAUGCAUUUGAAACCUUAUAGGAAAACAAAUAUAUAUGAAAAGUGUUGUGCCUGAUGUAUAAUAUUAAAGAAAGUAUUUUUCAAUGCGUACCUUUUUGGAAAUUAUUUGCCAAAUGCUGGCCCGAAGGGAUAUAAAUUUCAUUUCUACAUAAACAGUAGAAUUUUAAGAAUUGUUCCCUGUUUUGGGCAGUCUUUUUCUCUCCUGGUUAAAUGGGGCUGCUGGUGAUUUUCUCUAAGUAAGGGAAAUUAUUACGUUGAAUUAGUUUGCUGUAGACUAUUAGGUAGUGAUGUAGUACUACACCCGUAGUCAGGAGUUCUUAAAUGCAAAGAGCAAGAAGGCAAACUAAUAUCUGUAAAGGCGGAGGACCUUUUGGGCUGGAGUAGGAUUGCUGAUGAUCCUAAAAUUAAGCAAACUGUGUGAUGAGACUACUAUUGCAAAUGAAGGAUAUUUAUAGCUAAACUAUGCAGUGCAAGGAAAUGUUACCUUCUUGAGUUAUAGAUGGUUCAGAAAACCAUUUGUACUCUCUCUGGCCCAGGCAGGCACAGGAACAAGAAGUUUGGCUGCCAUUGCCCAAGCACAGAUGGUCAGGUUCAUCCUCAUCUCCGACAUCUAAUAAGAGCUCACUGAAGGCAGGGCCAUUGCCGCGUUGCUCAACUACUGGAAAGAUGGACAACGCCGGGGGUGAGGGAGACCUAAGCUCCCCAGUAAUGGAAAAUAUGUUCCCUGUUUGUAGCCUAAACCCAUGAUUGACCUUUGCUAAACCGGGGAGGAGAGAAUGAGCCUUGCUGGAAGAAACCUCUCUAUUGAUAUUUAAAGAAGUAAGGGUUGGGGGCACUCAUUCUUAGAAAUGCAGCUUUUUGCUUCAAAACCAUGAUCAAAGUCUCUAGGUUCAUGGAUGGGGAAGGAAGAAAGUUAUCCCAGUAAUUCUUAAUCUUGUUGGGAAACCUCUGCCCUAUUACCCUGUCCAUUGAGUCUUUGGACAGCAGCACAAGACAUAAUUUUUCUUUUGAAUCCACCCCCACUUUUUGGGGGAUCCUGCGAGGAGGUGUGGUUGGGUCAGCCAGGGCCCCGGGAUGUGGUUUAAAUGGAUUACUGCCUAGCUGAGCCAAAACGUUUGCUUGUACCUGUUGGACCACUACAGCAAACCGCUGCUUACAGUGCAUUGUGUAUUUAUGUAGUACUGUUCUGCAUUUUCCAUACAGAAACAAAAUUUGCAAGUCAAUCACUGUCUUUCCCAUGGUACUGUUAAGGGGAAAAAAAAGGAAAAAGAAAAAAAAAGAAAGAAAACCAGCCGAUCAUUGUAUGUACAGAGUUAAAAAUUGUAAUUAAUAGAGCUUGUUGGGAAAAAAAAAAAAAAAAACAACUGUUGCCUUUUUUUCUUGUAUAAAAGAGAAUAUAUGACAAAAAUUUAGCUGUGAGGAAUGUGAUAUGUGUUUAUAUUUCUGACUAUGGAACAAAUUGAUUCAAGGGGAUAUAUUUUAAUGUAAACUAAAUCAGGUAUGUAAAGUUGUUUUAAAAUGGGAGACUAUAUGAGUAAUUCUCUAAAGCUUUAGUUGGUUUGAAUACCCUCAUUUCCUCCACGGUGAGCCUGCUCGUGAAUUAUUAAGCACUUGUUUGCAUUCUCUAUUCCUCACUCAUCAUCUUCUUGCAGUGUGCUAUGGACUUAAUGCUCUUUCGGUAUUGAUGGAAAGCAGUAUGUGGGCCAAUCUUUUUAUAAAACACUAUGCAUAUAUAAAUAUUACAUUGUUCAUAGCUUUACUCGACUUAUGGGUUUAUACAUGACAUUAGAAUGAGUAGCUACCGUUGUGUGGACAUUUAUAAACCAAGUUCCUUUCCUGGAACAGACACAAUGUACAUUCUAUAGCUAAAAAGAAGGAAAAAGGUCUGUGAAUGCUAUUUUUAUUAUCAGAAUUUUCGAUACCAAGCAUACUUUGAGCUGUGGUAGCGAGGCUGAGGAAGAGUACAACUGAAUAACGAUGUUAUUUUUCAUCAAUUUUCUAGGAGCUGACAUGGAGGUAUUUUUCCUAAGGCUCCACCUGCUAGGAUUUUUCUCACUACUUCUAUCAAAAUCUGUGAUGUUAAAUGACCAAUGCACUCACUUGUGGUCCAGAGUUUAAAAUAAAUGAAAUCAAGGUAGAUUUGGGGGGAACAUGUGAAAGUUAACAUCUUGAUGUGAGAGAUGAUACCUGUCAUUUUAAAAUCUGUGUGCAACUCUCCUGGGCUUGUCUUGGUCCAUGACAACUUUUGGUAUGGCAGUUUCACCUAAGUCCCACACAUCAGAUUUGCUUUGGAAAUAUUGUACUGUACAGGGACUAUGCAUUAAGCAGAAAGAUAUAGUUUUCUUGGAACUACUGUAACCUUAAAUUGGAAAAUGAUUCUUGUGAGCCUACUUUCCCUCCCCCUCCUCCCCUUCAUGUAAAUGUCUUGAUGAGAGAUGAUGGAUGAAGUAUUUUGUAUGAUUCAAUCAUUUGAAUUCCUUUCCCCCCAUUAUACAGUUGAUGCCUGAAAGAAUGUUGGGGGGAGGACUCAAAACCCUACUUGUAUUUUUUAAGUUUCUUUUGUGAAAGAUUUUUUAAUGCAUUUUUACUGUAAAAAUACAUGGAAAUGUAUGCAUUCCAUAACCA
Molecule: messenger RNA, 7735 nt
Organism: Tupaia belangeri chinensis (Chinese tree shrew)
Lineage: Eukaryota; Metazoa; Chordata; Mammalia; Scandentia; Tupaiidae
Gene: MAGI1
Product: membrane associated guanylate kinase, WW and PDZ domain containing 1
Exons: 24
Coding region: 507-4979 (1490 amino acids)
Biological process (GO): signal transduction
Cellular component (GO): cytoplasm; cell-cell junction
Molecular function (GO): protein binding
Source: RefSeq, a predicted model, not a curated record